Molecule: messenger RNA, 738 nt
Organism: Naumovozyma castellii
Lineage: Eukaryota; Fungi; Ascomycota; Saccharomycetes; Saccharomycetales; Saccharomycetaceae
Gene: DCG1
Product: Dcg1p
Exons: 1
Coding region: 1-738 (245 amino acids)
Source: RefSeq, a predicted model, not a curated record
AUGACCAAAUUAAAGUUUCUGUUAAUAAAUCCUAAUAGCUCCAGAGAAAUGACAGAAGAAAUACGUCAUAACAUCAACAAUGUAUAUUCGGAAGAGAAGGAGUUGUCAUUUACGAUAGAAUAUUUUACAGGACCUUGUGAAUCUCCUAUGCAAAUAAGUAACUUUGAAACAAGCAUCCAAAGUCUCAAGGCCUGCCUGCCGUAUCUGGUAGGAAAUUCCGAGCUCCCAUCAUAUUAUCAGAAGUUUGAUGGUAUUUUGGUAUGCUGCUUUUCUGAUCAUCCAUUGGUAGAUGAAUUAAUAAAUAUAGCAAAACAAGAUAACUGGAAUGUCCCCGUUGUUGGUUUACUUAACUCAAGUAUUCAAUUUUGCACAUUAUUAAACGACAAAACUUUUUCAAUUAUUACUUCAAACAAAGAAUGGGUCAAUAUUUUGAAUGAAUCAGUGACCAAUAAUUUUAUUUCAGAAAGGAUUAAAAGAAAGAAUCUGUGGAAGGGAACUGUUUCUACUGAUUUAGAGGUUCUUCAACUACACUCUAAUGAAAAUUUUGAAAAAAUUGUGUCUAUAAUUGAAACAGAAAAUAUUAACAGACUAAAUUCAGAUGUUAUAAUUUUAGGCUGUGCAGGAUUUUCAGGACUAAAAGAUAAUUUAACCAAAAGGUUUGCGAUUAAAAAUAUCAUCUUUGUUGAUACUGUCAUUUUAGGUCUAAAUAUUCUGGUGAUGAUGGCGAAAUCCAACUAA